Molecule: messenger RNA, 918 nt
Organism: Microthlaspi erraticum
Lineage: Eukaryota; Viridiplantae; Streptophyta; Magnoliopsida; Brassicales; Brassicaceae
Source: the annotation of a GenBank genome assembly
AUGCCCUUGUAUGACUACAUCUAUGGGACAAUGGAUGAAAACUCAGAUACAUUAUACGAGAAAUCUAUAGAAAGAGCAGAAGAUAGAGUGGACGUGGUGCACUUAACUCACUUGACGACCCCUGAGUCCAUUUACCAUUUGCGCAUUGGCUUGGCUUCAUUUGCCUCCUACCCCUUCUCUUAUAGAUGGUUCAUGCGCCUUUUGUGGCCUUUCACCUCUCUCUCCAUGCUCUUCACUCUCUUCUACGCCCGUCUCUUUGUCGCUGAGAGUAACUCAUUCAAGAAGCUCAACUUACAAUCUUGGAUCAUACCCAGAUAUAAUCUACAGUACUUGUUAAAGUGGAGAAAAGACGCGAUUAACAACAUGAUUGAGAAAGCGAUACUGGAGGCAGAUGAAAAAGGAGUGAAUGUGCUUAGUCUGGGUCUCAUGAACCAAGGGGAAGAGCUGAACAUGAAUGGAGAGGUGUAUAUCCACAAGUAUCCCAAAUUGAAAGUGAGAGUGGUGGAUGGCAGUAGAUUAACGGCAGCCGUUGUGAUCAACAGUCUACCCAAAGCAACUACAAACGUCGUGAUGACAGGCAAUCUCACAAAGGUCGCCUACACCAUCGCGUAUGCUCUCUGCCAGCGAGGCGUCCAGGUCUCGACUCUGCGCCUAGACGAGUAUGAGAAACUAAGAUCAUAUGUUCCACGAGAAUUCGUAAACCAAUUGGUCCAUUUAAGUUCCGAAGCACUUUCAUCAAACAAGAAUUGGUUGCCGAGGAAGGCAAUGAGUGCAGUUAGAGUGGCCGGCGUAUUGCAGGCCUUAGAAGGAUGGGAAAUGCAUGAGUGUGGCACAUCCUUUCGCCUCUCAGAUUUGGACCAAGUAUGGGAAGCGUGUCUCAGCCACGGCUUCCAACCUCUCUCGCUUCCCCAUCAUUAG